Molecule: messenger RNA, 894 nt
Organism: Nilaparvata lugens (brown planthopper)
Lineage: Eukaryota; Metazoa; Arthropoda; Insecta; Hemiptera; Delphacidae
Exons: 1
Coding region: 1-894 (297 amino acids)
Biological process (GO): retrotransposition
Cellular component (GO): ribonucleoprotein complex
Molecular function (GO): single-stranded RNA binding
Source: RefSeq, a predicted model, not a curated record
AUGUUCCAUGGUGCUUGUGUGGAGCUCACCGACAACGAUCUCGAUGUAUUUCAAGGAACCGGCAAGGUUUGGUCAUGUAAGAAGUGUACCAGUGCUUUAAGUCUCCAACGAGCCAAUUCAGACUCUACUCCAGUUAAGGCAAACACAAUUUCAGCGACAAGUAGUAGUGCUCCAGUGACGAUCGAACAAUUAAAUAUUUUACUAACAAAAAUGAAAGACGAGCUACUGGAUAAGCUCGGAGCUGAAAUAUCUGCCUGCAGAAAAACUCUGGAAGAAAAUGCAAAGGAAAUCGCGAAGCAGGGGGCAUCAAUAACCGCCCUGAAGGAAGAAAACUCACACCUAAAAACCAAACUUCGGGAGUUAGAACUGAAACAGGACGAUCAGGAGCAAUAUGGCCGAAGAAACACCCUUGAAGUGUUCGGAGUUCCCGAGAUGAACAACGAGGACGUCCAGGGCAGAAUACUGGAGAUCGGGAAGGCGCUGAACGUGAAGCUGGACCGCACGUCGAUUGAUGCAUGUCAUCGCCUCCCUAGAAGAAAGGACAACAUCGCACCGGGAAUAAUAGUUCGUUUUGUUCGUCGUGGGGACAAGGAUGCACUGCUAAAGAACAGAAAACAAUGUAGAGACUUUUCAACUCAGCAUAUAAAAUUGCAGGGAAAUAGUCCAAUUUACAUCAAUCAGUCCUUAACGGCGGAUAGACGUAGACUGUUCGGUCAAGUCAAAAAGGUGCAAAGGGAGAGGGGUUUCCGUCAUGUGUGGAUCGACCGUGUAGGCCGAAUAAAAGUUAGAUGGGAGGAUGGCGGUCCAAUUCAUAUUGUUAGAUGUGAUGAGGAUCUCCAUAAUCUUAAAAAUGAGAAAAAGGACGAUGCCGACGUGAGUAAGAUUAAAGUAUAG